Molecule: messenger RNA, 5823 nt
Organism: Psammomys obesus (fat sand rat)
Lineage: Eukaryota; Metazoa; Chordata; Mammalia; Rodentia; Muridae
Gene: Zdhhc14
Product: zinc finger DHHC-type palmitoyltransferase 14
Exons: 9
Coding region: 803-2272 (489 amino acids)
Biological process (GO): protein targeting to membrane; peptidyl-L-cysteine S-palmitoylation
Cellular component (GO): Golgi apparatus; endoplasmic reticulum
Molecular function (GO): protein-cysteine S-palmitoyltransferase activity
Source: RefSeq, a predicted model, not a curated record
UGUCUCUGGCAGUGUCCCCGCGGCCCUCCGGCGGCCCUCGUCGCGCUGGGACUGGCUCCUCCGGACAGAAGGAACCGAAGAAGCCCCGGGAGCCGCCGCCACCACCACCUUCGCCCGGGAGCUCCGCGCAGGGGCCGCGGACUCAGCGCGGCUGCUCGGCUCCGUGGACACCGGGUCGCAGCGCGGGCAGCGCCCCGGCUCUCACCGAGCAGCUCCCGGCAGAAUAACGCGCGUGGCUGUCCCACCCCUGGGAGGGGUUGCCGGUGCCGCGAGCUGCCGCCCAGUUUGCAGCGCUCUCUCCGAGGGAGGAUCCGUCGCCGGGAAAGAGUAGCCUCCACCUGGCCGAGGCACAGAAGUGGCUAGGGAGGGAGCCGUCCGCUGCUUCGUGUCGGCUCUGGGCGCGGCGACGGGGGAUCCGCGGGCCGGAGCCCAGGCGCAGCCCGGAGCCUGCGGGUGGCGGGGCGAAGCGCACCGCGAUCUGGGGGUUUGCUGAGCGGUCCCCCACGCCCCGCGGGGUCCUGCAGCCCCGAUUCGCGGUCUGGAAGUCACGGAGAACCGCUGCCACGGACUGCGGACCAACACUGUCCCCCUUGAAAGCGGGUUCUGCUAUGACAGCUGGGCUCUCCAAGGGGUUAACCUGGGUGUCCUCGGUAAAGUUGUCGCCGAGCCGGGAACCCGUUUAGGGGUCACAGCGCCGCGGCUCGGGGGGCGGCCGGGUGGCUGGCGGCGGCCGUGGCUCGGCGGGACCCGCGCGGCCGGGGGGCUUCUGGGGGUGUGCGCCCCCAGCCGGCUGCCCUCGUGGAUGCCUCCCGGCGGCGGCGGGCCCAUGAAAGACUGCGAGUACAGUCAGAUCAGCACCCACAGCUCCUCCCCCAUGGAGUCGCCCCACAAGAAGAAGAAAAUCGCGGCCCGGAGGAAAUGGGAGGUGUUCCCGGGGAGAAACAAGUUCUUUUGCAACGGGAGGAUCAUGAUGGCCCGGCAGACCGGCGUCUUUUACCUGACGCUCAUCCUCAUCCUGGUCACUAGUGGACUCUUCUUCGCCUUCGACUGUCCGUACCUCGCAGUGAACAUCACACCUGCUAUCCCUGCGGUCGGAGGCAUCCUGUUCUUCUUUGUCAUGGGGACUCUGCUUCGGACCAGCUUCAGUGAUCCAGGAGUCCUCCCUCGAGCCACCCCAGAUGAAGCCGCUGAUCUGGAAAGGCAAAUAGACAUUGCCAACGGCACCAGUUCAGGGGGGUACCGCCCACCUCCCAGAACCAAAGAAGUCAUCAUCAAUGGCCAGACUGUGAAACUAAAGUACUGUUUCACCUGCAAGAUUUUCCGGCCCCCUCGAGCCUCCCACUGCAGCCUGUGUGAUAACUGCGUAGAACGGUUUGAUCACCACUGUCCCUGGGUAGGCAACUGUGUGGGGAAAAGAAACUACAGAUUUUUUUAUAUGUUUAUUUUAUCCCUGUCUUUCCUGACAGUCUUUAUAUUUGCAUUCGUUGUCACCCACGUCAUUCUUCGUUCACAGCAAACGGGAUUCCUCAAUGCCCUUAAGGACAGUCCAGCGAGUGUGCUAGAGGCCGUGGUAUGCUUCUUCUCCGUCUGGUCCAUUGUUGGCCUCUCAGGUUUCCACACAUACUUGAUCAGCUCCAACCAGACAACAAAUGAAGAUAUCAAAGGCUCUUGGUCCAAUAAAAGAGGUAAAGAAAAUUACAAUCCCUACAGCUACGGAAACAUCUUCACAAACUGCUGUGUCGCCCUAUGCGGGCCCAUCUCUCCCAGCCUAAUUGACAGAAGAGGGUACGUCCAGCCUGACACGCCGCAGCCAGCAGCACCAUCCAACGGGAUCACUAUGUAUGGGGCCACGCAGUCGCAGAGUGACAUGUGCGACCAAGACCAGUGCAUUCAGAGCACCAAAUUCGUUUUGCAGGCCGCAGCCACUCCCCUGCUUCAGAGCGAACCCAGCCUCACCAGCGAAGAGCUGCAUAUGCCUGGGAAGCCCGGCCUGGGCACCCCAUGUGCUAGCCUGACGCUGGGCCAGCCCACACCACCCUCCUCCAUGCCCAACCUUGCCACGGAGGCCACGCUCUCAGACAUUAUGCCCCUGAAGGACGAGCACGGAGGCCACCAGUUUCUGACUCCAGACGAGGCACCCUCACCGCCGAGGAUGCUGGGGCCAGGCAGCCCCCUGGCACACAGCCGUACCAUGCACAUUCUGGACCUGGCCAGCCAGGACUCCCUGCACGAAGACUCCGUGCGGGGCUUGGUGAAGCUCAGCUCCGUGUGACCUGCGUGGCCAGCCCUGGGACCACAGAUGACAAACCAACAAAUGGACAUAGCCAAAUGGAAGUUUAUGUUUGGAAUCUGCGGGGUGGGCCAGGGGAGGGAGGACCCUCAAGAGAGGAGCCCGGAAUUGAAGGCGGCUGCGUGGACACAGCGCCCUCUGUCGGCUGCUUCUGGGACAGACAGGAGGAAGGUUUUCGAACACUGGUGGCCAAACUGAACGCACUUCAUGUUUGUUACACUACUAGUUGAAAUCGACUCGCCGUUCCUUUUGUUCAUUAAAACAAAACAAAAACCCCCAAGGGAAAAGCCGACCGGACAUGGGUUUGCAUGCCACGCUACAGUCUGUGUGACAGUGGCGCUAUUCCAGAAGAAACGCUGCUUUCUUUGUUUUCCUUCUCUUUAAUCUUGUGAAACUUUCCAGGGCGACAGACUGGGCCCAACGGGAGACGCCGUCCUGUGUGACUUACUGGACUUAGCUGUAUGCAGAUGGACGUCCCCCGCUACAGAGGCUACCGGGGUCGGUCCUGCCCUGGACAGACAUUUAACCUUCUGCCAACACUUACGUGGGGUGUUGUAUUGUGCCAGCGUGGGACCGUCUCGCCCCCUGUGUAAUGAACUUCCUGUGGACAGCCAAUAAAGUGACUCCUCUGUUAUUUUCUUGAUCUGUAGACGGUUGUCCUUAACAGCGUACAUGCAGCCAUUUGUUUACAUUAUCUCUGGGAAGGAAUAACGCAGAGCAGCUGAAGUUCAGAUCUCUGGGUCGUGGGUUACUGGGAUGGUUUCUUGAUGGGACCUGAGCUUGCCAAUAGUCCCCAGCCCCUGAUAAUCCAUCUCCCUGGUCUGCUUUUAAUGUGGGUUUAUCAAGGUUUACUCUGUACUUAGAGCCACCCACUGAGGGAGCAAUUGUGUGCGGUAGGUGGAGGGAGGGGUCCCCAGGAGGAGGGAUGUUGUCUGGCUGUCUUCUUGACUCCAUGUGAUGUUGGGGUGUUGCAAACCUCAUAGGGUGACCUCAUGGUCCUCAGGAAGCAACGCUGGCUCCACGUUGGAUCUGAGGUCACAUAGAUUAUACUCUAAGCUCAACACCCAUGAAGAUGGAAAUCAAGUAGCCAGUUCACUCCAAGUGUGACCCGGAAGGGGCUGGUAUUUUAGGGAGCCAGCAGACUAUGUGGAGGCAGCUACAAGAAGCUCUCUAACACUCCCCAACCUUCUCUUCCAGUGCCAUAUCCAAUGCCAAAUCCACAGACUGUGACUAUCUGAGGACAAGGCACAUUCUCAUUAAUACAAGAGAGCAGAGACGGUCUUACUCAGUCCCAUUCAGGUCACACAAUAGUCAUGCUGAACAUGGCUACAGAUGGCUUUCUUGUGACAUCUUUGCGUCACCUUCGCUGCUACUCCCCUCGGCUGUGUAGAAAUCGGAGAAGGUGAAUUAUAUGCAGCACUUUUUAUAUAUAGUUUUAUAGACCUCCUAAUUAUUUAUAUUUUAAGACAGAACUUUGCUUACACAACCCCACACACAGUCAAAUGCUCUACCUUCGAGCAAAGGGACACCCCACAAAGGACACCCUGAAAAGCCCCUCCAACCACCCCUGCCUUCCAGAAGCAGCUUAGAGUGGUGUGGAAGGAAAGUUUGGCUCAGCCUUACUCUGGGGCCAAGUUUCUACCCCUUGGGGUAGGAGGUGGGGGCCUGGUCUUUAGAGUCCUAUCAUUCCUGGCACCCCUAACUUAGUGGUUGCCGAUUUUCUUUGACCAGCCCCUCUUCCAACAGCCCCAUUAAAAAACCCCAAGAAGCAAUGAUAACAUGGCAGAUAAGUCACUGCGCACCGUUGGCCAUCUGUCUCCCCCUUCGUCAGUGGAUUCAGCCAACCACGAAUUAAAGCUACUUGGCAGAGCAGAGGCAUCUGUCCUGAACUGUGUGGACUUCGUUCCUCACCACAUUCCCUAAAUGCUCUUCAGUAGUACUGCACUGUGUCAGAUAUCAAUCACCCAGAAACUGCUCAGUGUCUACAGAAGGAUGUGUGCACGCUCUGUAUGCAAAUACUGUUCGGCUUUACUCAGAGUCCUGGGCACCCACAGACUGGAGUUUCCACAGGACUCUGGAACCAAUCCGCUAGGGGAACUGAGGCACAAAUAUACCUGUUAUCAAUUACCCUGCUCUAACCCCCUUCUCUCUACAUACAUGGCACCAUUCUUCCAAUAGGAUUUUGGGGAGCUUGGUAAAGAUGAAUCAAGACUAUCCAGGGUCAAGGGGGACGAGAAAAUUGGCUUUUAAAAAAAUGGAAUUGUAAGUCCCACAAAAUUCCCAUAACCCUUUCCUUUCGCUUGGGAAUAAGUGUCUGAAUGCUCGAGGUUCCCAGUUCAGUGAUGGGGAUGGGCACCAUCCAGGGAGUAAGUGGUCAGCCUUUCCUGUUAACUGGGUCUAUCUGGUGUGGCUAAGUAGGCCUUGGCAUUUAUAAAUGCUUCUAGAGACUGCUAUCGAUUGAAUGCUAGCUAGAAAAAAAAUAAGAUAAAUAUUUUACUAUGCUAUUAAGGCUUGGGCCUGGGAGGGGGUAAAAUUUCAUCUGCUUUGCAAUCUCCCAGAACCACCCCACCAACCAUAGGCCUCUUAAGCACUUGAAAGUCAGAUGUAGCCAGAGCACCCUAGCCCAGACUGGAGAAGGAUGACGAUGGCUGGCAUCCUGCUUCUAAACAGGCAGGAUGGUAUGCCACUCUGUGCCAGGAUCAACCAGCACAUGGUUAAUGCUGUGCCCGCUUGAAAAAAAAAUGUUCAUCCCAGCUUUGGAGGUGAUUAUUCAGCCAGCAAAGUGCCAGAUACCUGUUCCCAAAAAGCUAGUCUCUCAGAACUACCCCUGCCUCCAAAUCUGUCAAGUCUUUGCCUGUGUCAGCCAUGGUCAGUGAUAGGUUCAAACCAAGUGUAAGGCUUUUCAGGGGUGCAGCAUACAACUGCAAAACAGGAUGUGAACCCCAUCUGCAAGCCGUGUUACCCCGAGACCUGAGUGGGUAAGCCUUAGUGUGCUUCACACCCUGGGCCUGGACCUUCUCUAGACCAGCAGCAAGAAGUGUGUGUAUUGAAGUUGUAAUAGGUGUUCUGAGUGCAGAAUGUGGCGGCAUUUCCAGGAAUAGACGAAUGGAACCUCUCAGAGGCUUCGGAGGCCUAACCCAGCCUCAGCACGUGUCACAUUCAGAGCCGAGCCUAACCACCACCAUCCUCUCUGGGCCUGUGUCGCAGCUGUGACUUCAGGUUGGCGCUCGCUGGCAGGUGUCAGGGGUCUGCCUAAUAUGAUGUAGGACCUCUCCCGCUGGGUUGCUCUGUACUCACCUACACCAGGACACUCCUCAGCUUGUUGAGUUCUUCAUGUAAGAAGAAAAUAAUGAGAAAUAAUGUUGGCUAUAUUUUCUAAUUAAUACCUCAACACUAUUCGGAAGCUGUGCCUAAAUUAAAUUGAUGUUUGUGUUUUUACAUUAAAUGCAUUGGUUGUGGGAACCUACCAUGUUCUUAUCUAAAGGGAAGAGAACUCUGAAUAAAUUUUCAUUCCCCAUGGUGUCCUGCACCUA